AACGGACGGAGGCAACGGGCAACUGUUUAUGUAAACUUUCUGUCAAGUGCAUAACUGUUUCAAAAUAGUGUUACUUCGCGAAAAUAACAUCUCGUAUUUCAACCGCGUUGUGGGCUACGCUAGUUCUCGUGAAUUUAUCCGUGCUUCGUCCGUGCAAAGCACAAUUAUGGCCAUUCCAGUGCCUUACAUCCUGUGAAAAAAAGGUUGAAAAACAUGUUUUAGAUUAGUCAGUUGAUUGUUUUUUUAGUCUUGUUGUUGUUUAUCAGUGUAAAUAACAAUUUUAAAACUCUCUUCCAUAUUAACGAGAAAGCUUUAAGUGUCCUGUGUUUAAAAAUACUGUUAAUGUGCAUGUCAAUAAAAAGUUUUCUAGCGUGUUUGACUAAUCAAAAAUGUCUUAUAUCUCGACAUGAUUACGAAUAAAACUAACAGAGUGCAAGCUAUUAAAAGUAAAUUUGAGAGCCUGAAUCACGAAAGUGAACCACUAAUCGUCAAAAAGACUGCGCGAGAACAGCUGGGUAAACACAAGUCAUACCCCAUUCAAAAUGGUGGCAGUUUCGAAGAAAACUUCCAUAAGGAAAGUUACGACAAAUCGUCGUUUAACAACAAAAUGCGGCAAGAAUCUGACUCAUCCGCUGAAGACUGGCCGGCUGCUCCAAACUUAAGUUAUUUAUAUAAUAAAAGUGACGUUAAACGCAGUGUAAGUGAUAUAAAAACAUCACUAACCCGCCAAUCCAGUGACCCUGGCAAGAAACUCCAUCGAAGUCACGCAUUUCGCUGUGACAGGAGCAAGAUCCAACCUCAAAGACACGGAAGCUGCAACGGCAGAAGUGAAACCAGUGAUUUUACACUAAAAAUGGAUAAAAAGCUUAGCAAUGAACGGUUAAAAACGCUUGGAAACCUGUUAGAAGAUCAGAUGAGAAAAGAAAAUUUUGUAGUGCCAAAAAAUAGCUCUGUUCUCCAUGACUCUAUACCGAAUUCUGAGGUGCCAAAACAUAUUUUAGAUCAGUAUGCAAUGGUUAUUAAAACUAGGAAAAAAGAAGAUGCCAAACAAGAAGCGAUGACGGAUAGCGGAGUUAGUUCUGAGACUGAAAAUUUAGAUGAUGAUAAGUCUAGUAGAAUAAAGAAAUUGAAAUCUCACUUUGAGGCUGAGACGGAGCCGGAAAAGAAUUUUGAAGAAUCAAAAGAUUCUAUCACUGACUUAAAAGACUCUGCCAUUGAAAAUGAUCUUGACUCGAAGGCAUGCUUAGAAUUUAAACCGAACUUAUCUUCUAUGAAUGACUUGUGUGCUUCCAGUGAAACGAUGCGUUUAGAACGCAAAAACCCACAUCUAAUACUAACAGACACUUUAAAGAAGGCUCUAAAACAGCCGUUACCGUCCGGCCCUCCUCCGAAGAAACCACCUAGAAUUUUAGUGACACCUGAAAAGAAAAAAGACACAAAACAAAUGCUGCAGAAAUUAGAACAAGUUCUAGAACAACGGGAAGCGCAGAAAGUGAAAAAUAUCUAUGAUAUCGCUGAGACUAACUUAAGUGUACCAAGGCCUAAAGAAAUGCACUAUUUAUGUACUGAAAUUUUAGAUAUAACGCACAGAACUCUGCUACCGAAUCAGACACAGAAUGAUUCACUUGCCAAUUGCUUUAAUGCAUUGAACUGUACUAUUGGUAACUCCACAACAAGUCUACCGUACACAAGAUUGAGUGCAGCGCUCAAUUCAAAUCGUAACUCUAGAUUUUGUUCAUGCAGCGAUGAGAGCUUACAUAGAGAUCCGAAUGACUUCCUUCAAGAGAAAAAAUGUGCGAAAUGUCUGGGCAAUGAUGGGAAGAACUUCAAAUGUCAUUUAAAAUGUAAAUGUUCCGAGGAGAAAUCUGAAUUUUUCGUGGAAAAGGAACAUGUGUAUGAUGUACCUUUUGUUGAGCAGAAAUAUGGGACGAUAAACAGUGCGAAAAUUAAGCAAAGGAGUUUGGAGAGUUUCAAAAUGGAUGAGGAAAUAAUCUACGACACGCCGCACCACUCACGCCCUCACACCCCCGAACUAACGGACUUCCAGAAACUUCGGGAGAGCUUCGAAAAACCGGCCUUGAAACCUAAACCGAUACUAAAACCGAAGAGUUCAGAGAACAUUUGUGAGUCUGGACAGCAGAAGAGGUUUAAAAAGUACGCUACGGAACGCAAGAGUAGACGGUUGGAUGGCAGUGAAUUGAGGUUUGGGAAGGAGAGAAGUGUGCAGUUGGAUGUGGAUAGACAAAACUUGAAUCGCCUGAUGAACGAGAUCUACGAAACUGUAACCGCAUGCAACAUGGAUGAGAACAAGCCUGGCAGCUUCCCCACUGAGUCCUCUGACAGCACUAGUGAAGAUUCAGUCAAACUCACCCGAAACCUAACGGAAAAGCGAAAAAACUACGUCCGUCGAGUAUCCUCCCGGGUAGCCUACACAGACCCCAAGAACAGGACCCGGUUCAGGCAUCAAACCUCGGACUGUUCGUAUAAAUCCGACACGACUGAGGCACCGCGGUAUUCCACCUUCAGGUCUUGGAAAAGCUUUAGGACAUCGCAAGUGAAUGUAAACGAUAUGGAUUCCGAACCGCCAGAGCCAACGGAAAGGGGAGACGACAAAACGGGGUGCGGUGGAGUGGGGCAAAGCGGAGGCCUAUUCGACGCGUGUCUGUUGGUCGGCCUCAACUGUAUGGCCGGAGAGGCGUAUGUGAAAAGCGUGUUCCCUAAACAAGUACAAGUGCCCCCACACAUAGAAAACCUAGUGUUCCCCGAGACACUAAGUUCCGCCUGCAAGGAAUGGGCCCCUGAGGCAAAGAGUGCGCAGUGCUACUCGUUAGUACUUACUGACGAGAGAGGGGAACGGUCCUAUGGCUACUGUCGCCGAGUAUUACCAGAGGGCGCCACAGUCUGUCUUCCAUUGUGCUAUUGCAUCAUAGGCAAAUACAGGGCACCUGGCUUCUAUUAUAAGGUGCUCCAAGAAAUAGAAUCUCACCACGGCAGCUCCGACGUCGAAAUAAACAGCAUACUUCAACAACUCUUCCACACAGACUUUCCCUCGCCAGGAGAAGAACUAACCGUCCACCAUGUCAAACCAACUAGAAGCAGUUUACAUAUAGAGACGGUGAAGGCUAAAACGAUGCCGGAUUUCCGGCACACUGUGACGGAAAAGGAUAUGGCGGCGUUUUAUGACUUUGAGGGGAAGGAAAAUCAAAGGACGCGGACAAUAAAACGGCCUUUAGAACCUCGGGCUGAUGAGGACAACGUGUCCAUAUUAUUGGACACCCUGGGCACCGGUCUACUUAUCAAGGUCUUCGGCUCUCUACUCCUGGAGAGGAAAGUCAUCAUCAUCAGUGACCAGUUAAGCCUGCUCUCAUCAUGCCUCGAAGCUCUCCAAACCUCUCUCUACCCCUUCGUUUGGCAGCAACCCCUCAUUUCGGCCAUACCGGCCGAAAUACAGAGGGACGUGUUAGAAGCUCCUCUACCCAUGUUAGCUGGGCUUUUGAAAACGGGAGAGUUGGAUACCAGUGGAGUGUUAUUUGAAGAGGGCAUGCUAAUAGACCUGACGCAGCAAUCCAAGGUCAUAUUCUACCAAGGCGAUGAAUCCACAAUACUGCCAACAUACAGCUAUAAAUCGCUUAAAACUACCAUACAGAUGGAGACUAGACAGAAGGAUAAGCAGGACACUAAAACCAGGAAUGUGAUGAUUUCCGAAGCGUUCCUGAGGUUUUUUGUGGAUGUUUUGGGGGGAUACGAGAAGUGCUUUAAAGAGGGGGUCAAAGGAGAUGGAGAAAUGGGGAACUGUGGAGUUGUUUUUGAUAAAGAAACCUUCAUAAGAAACGCCCCGUCAAAACAGAACCAGUACUUCCUAGAAUGGUUCACGGAAACCGCCAUGUUCAACCAUUUCAUACAAAACAUGGCCGCCGUACAUACAAACAAACAGAACAACAAUGUACCAUUAGUCGACACCCCCCUACCGAACUUCUACGAGUUAUUCGAAGAGAGGGUAAGUAGUAGGGGAAGAAUGGAGAAGAUGGACGGUAAGGGGUAUUAUAAAACUGCUAUGAAUAAAAAGGUUAGGUUAUUGAAAACUAAGUUGAGAGAACUAGUUAAUUAGUUUUUAAGUUAUUGAACAACGUGUAUAGUAUGUUAUUAUACAGGGUGAAAUAAAAAAAAACGUUCAAACUUUGCAUAGUCAUUUUUGAGGUCAUAAUGAACUUUUAUUAUGCGACCAAGGCGAAAUCGCGAAAAAAAAUUUACUGUUCCAUAGAAAUGAGCGGCGUCAUGACGGUCGAAAUGUGUGAAACCAUAGAUUAAAUAUAACAAGAUCAUACCAUCCCAUACAUUAAAAUGCGACCGCUUACGAACGCGCUUACACUCCACCACACAUAGAUGGCG
Molecule: messenger RNA, 4389 nt
Organism: Leguminivora glycinivorella
Lineage: Eukaryota; Metazoa; Arthropoda; Insecta; Lepidoptera; Tortricidae
Product: DENN domain-containing protein 2B-like
Exons: 13
Coding region: 407-4108 (1233 amino acids)
Source: RefSeq, a predicted model, not a curated record